AUGGCGGGCUGCUGGUGCUGGGUCGCCGCCUCGGUGUGGGCACUGGCCGCUGCGGUCGCCGGCCUCGUGCACCCGGAAUGCGACUUUCUCGCCGAGCUGCAAAGGGGCGAGCGUGCGUGUCUGGAGGCUCCCGGGGAGCUGGAGAACGGCAGCGUCGGCUGUCCGACGGCGUGGGACCGUCUGCUGUGCUGGCCAGCCGCGAGGCCCGGGGACACGGUGACCUUGUGGUGUCCGGAUUUCUUCCUCCACUUCAGCGCGGAGCUGGGAUCGGUGGGAAGGAAUUGUACGGAGAGGGGCUGGGCUGACCCCUCCCCGCCCUACGCUAUUGCCUGCCCCGUGGACCUGGAGGCCCCCGUUGGAGAUCGGACUUAUUUCUCCACGGUCAAGACCAUCUACACAGUGGGAUACAGUGUGUCCGUCACCUCUCUCGCCGUCGCCAUCGUGGUCCUGGCGGCUUUUCGGAGGCUCCGCUGCCCCAGAAACUUCAUCCACAUCCAGCUGUUCCUCACUUUCAUCCUGAAAGCCGCUGCCAUCUUCUGCAAGGACGCCGUCCUCUUCCAACAGGAAGACGUGGACCACUGCAACUUCUCCACGGUGGGAUGCAAAGUGACCGUGACGCUGGGCCACUACUUCACGAUGACCAAUUUCACCUGGCUCCUGGCCGAGGCCCUGUACCUCAGCUGCCUCCUGGUGUCGUCUUUCCCCAACGGCCCACGGCGCUAUCUGUGGCGGCUGGGCCUCUUCGGCUGGGGAUUUCCAACGGUUUUCGUUGCCGCGUGGGUGAUCUCCAAGCUGUACCUGGAGGAUACUGAGUGUUGGGAAGUGAACGACAACUCUACGUCGUGGUGGAUCAUCAAGGGACCCAUUGUCUUCUCGGUGGGGGUGAAUUUCCUCCUUUUCCUAAACAUCGUCCGGAUCCUCCUGAAAAAACUGGACCCGCGACAAAGCAACUUCAACAACUCCAAGCAUUACAGGCGCCUGUCCCGUUCCACGCUGCUCCUCAUCCCCCUCUUCGGGACUCACUACAUCGUCUUCAACUUCCUCCCGGACUGGGCCGGACUGGGCCCGCGGCUCUACCUGGAGUUGUGUGCUGGUUCCUUCCAGGGUUUCAUCGUGGCAGUGCUGUACUGUUUCCUGAACCAAGAGGUGCAAGCGGAACUCGACCGCCUCUGGAGAGGGCACAACUAUGGGCUGAUGCCGGUGCAGAGGGUCCGGUUCCGGUGGAACUGGCCACCCAGUUCGGGAGCUAAGAGGACCACAUCAGUGUGCUAGCAGGCCAUCCCUGCUGCCCUCUCCUGCUGGAGACAUCUGCCAACACCAUCUCCCUGGACAGAGGAGAGAGUCCACACUCCCCUCCUCUCCCCCCGCCCCCCUUUUCCUCCUCAUCUUUCAGCAGUGAGCACCCUCCUGGACCCAGGGCAGACUGGGAGGCCAGGCUCAAGUCCCAGCCCUGGCCCGCUGUGUGGCCUUGGGCAAGUCAUUCUACCUCCCUGGGUCUCCAUUUCCUUCUCUGUACAAUGGAGAAUAAGGUGAACAUCUUCAUCCAGCUCCACAGAAAUAUUGUGAAGAUAAAAUAGCAUGUUGGUGUGAAAAUGGUUGGGAAAAUAAAAUGGUAGACAAAGUCAAA
Molecule: messenger RNA, 1627 nt
Organism: Ornithorhynchus anatinus (platypus)
Lineage: Eukaryota; Metazoa; Chordata; Mammalia; Monotremata; Ornithorhynchidae
Gene: GHRHR
Product: growth hormone releasing hormone receptor
Exons: 13
Coding region: 1-1272 (423 amino acids)
Biological process (GO): cell surface receptor signaling pathway; adenylate cyclase-activating G protein-coupled receptor signaling pathway; positive regulation of cell population proliferation
Cellular component (GO): plasma membrane
Molecular function (GO): G protein-coupled peptide receptor activity; peptide hormone binding; growth hormone-releasing hormone receptor activity
Source: RefSeq, a predicted model, not a curated record